AUGGCAUCCAGUCGAGCGGCAGUGCAGCAAACAGUCGCGACAAGCCUCGUCGAGAAGCACCAGCGAGUGAAAGAUGCAAUGCAAGCGAUGAAGCGCACGAUGGCGACGGAGUUCAAAAAGACCAAGGCGUUGCUGGGCAAAUGGAGUAUCGAAUGCACAGAAGUGUGCUUGCGGCACAACGAUCGAGAGGUGGCGACGGCGCAAAAGGUAGCAAAACUCGGCCUGUGCCACCAGCAACUUCGCUCGGAACGAAACAAAGCGUUGGAGUUGCAACAGCAGCUAUGGAAGGACCAGGCCAAGCACGAACGCAUUGCUCAGCAACUGCACGACGAGCUCGACGAAACCAGAGACCACUUGCAAGUCCUUAUGCAAGUCAAAGUUGGUCUCGUCGCUGAUGCCCAUGCAUCUCGCGAACGCUUGCAUCAUGGGGAAAUGGCCGAGGCGGCGUUGCGGCAGGACCGUGCCCGUCUGACCAAACUCAACCAGGCACUGCACCAACAGCUCCAGAUCCUGCAACACACCCACGCCCGAGACAUGGAACGCGCUCUGCUGCACCACAGCCACGUCGGUAAGAACAAAGUGAAGCAGCCCCCGCUAAACCAGACGGACGAAGACAUCCCGACUGCCGAAGACUGGAGCGAGUUCUUGGACUUGAUCAUGGUGCAUCGCGAGGAAGUCCACCUUCGACCUGCGGACCCCCCGUUGUCGUCUUCAACGUAG
Messenger RNA from Aphanomyces invadans, 720 nucleotides. RefSeq lists its product as hypothetical. The record is from RefSeq and is a predicted model, not a curated record. The coding region runs from base 1 to 720 and encodes 239 amino acids. Lineage: Eukaryota; Oomycota; Saprolegniomycetes; Saprolegniales; Verrucalvaceae. The transcript is spliced from 6 exons.